Molecule: messenger RNA, 4111 nt
Organism: Culex pipiens pallens (northern house mosquito)
Lineage: Eukaryota; Metazoa; Arthropoda; Insecta; Diptera; Culicidae
Exons: 3
Coding region: 494-4111 (1205 amino acids)
Source: RefSeq, a predicted model, not a curated record
ACCGCGAUGAACCAUCCUAGCGCAGCACGUGAAACACGACAGGCAAAAGGGAACGCACAAUAAGAACUCGGUGGCCGGAAAGGCGGUCCGCAACGAACGGCCGGGUAAACUGAGAAAAUAGGACAAAAACAAACCAUUUCAUGUGCAAGUUAGAAGUGUGCUCGGGCGAUCUCUAAAAUUAUUUGAUUUCUCCCUAAUCUGUGCCGGAUUCGAAUACCAAAAACAGUGUUUUGAUCCGGAUUAGUAGCUUUUAAUUAUACCCCACGUGGAAUAUUGGCCGAAGGCAAAUUUGUUACCUAAUUGAAUAUCGAUCGAUCGUAGCCUGUAAGUAAAGUUCAUUUGAUCUGGAGAACUUUAGAUUCUAAAACUAAUGCGAAAACUUUAAUUAUUAGUUAAAUACUGUGCCCGCCAGCAACAAUAGCACCAACAGAGAGUUGCAUCGGUACUUAAGGAAAAACUGCUCAUGUAAGAUAGUUUAUUCGCCCAAUUUGCUAUGAUACUAAAUAAAAUGAAUUUUUCUAGUUUUAAGCUGCUAAUACAAAAAGGCUGCUUUAAAAACUCAGUUGUUCACAAGUCCGAACAAAACUUAAAAAUGAGCAACCUCACUGGCUAUUGCUGCGGGAUCUGCAAGGCUGCGGUGGAAAAGGACGGUGACCUGCCCUUCUGCGACCACUGCCAGCAAUUCUUCCACUACGAGUGCGCGCAGCUCGAGAAGGGCGUCAAGGACGAUUCCUGGAGGUGCCCCAACUGCGCGGCCGAAAUGGAAGUCACCCAGGUCAUCGUGAAGUUUGACGACCUGGAAAAGACCCUGCAGGAGCUGGAAGCAGAAGCGAAGCGCCAGGAGGAGAGAAUCUUCGCGGAACAACAGCUGCACAAACGUCGCCUGGAGCUGCAACAGCAAACACAGCAGCGUCAACAAGAGGCCGAAAGGCAGAUGCUGGCCCUCGAGCAGCAGCUCAUGGAGCAACAACUCGCUGCCGAGAAGCAGUUCCAGGAACAGCAGAAGAAGAAUAAGGAAGAAUUCGAGGCCAAGAUGGCACAACUGAAAGCCGAGGCAAAGAGUCCUAAAACAAAAAAGGAAAAGAAAAUCAAGAAGUCCAAAGGGGACAAAAAGAAGCUCGAUGCCUCCGGCACGGCUGGCCCCAGCGGAAUCUCAACGCCGCUCCGACAUCCGGGUGUUACGAUUCCAGAAGUACCCAAACCAAAACCGACUCCGAUACCGGCGGACUCAGGUGAAGAGGGUAACGGCAACGAAGGAGACGAGUCCGGCUCGGACACUAGCGGAACGGAGACGGAAUCCAGUUCGUCGGAUGAUGAGCAGGAAAAAGCGGAAGUAGAACCACCCAAGCAGCUACGGGGGCCAACGAAGGCGCAGCUUACUGCCCGCCAGUUCUUGGCCAGAAAACUGCCCGUAUUCACUGGACGCUGCGAGGAGUGGCCAAUGUUCAUAAGCAGCUAUGAGACGUCGAACCUGGCCUGCGGAUUUUCGAACGUCGAGAACCUCGCCAGACUGCAGGACAGCAUUCGGGAGCCAGCGCUGACCAAUGUGCGCAGCCUACUGUUGCUGCCUGAGAAGGUCCCGGCGGCGAUCGAAACUCUACGCAUGCUGUACGGCCGGCCCGAACAGCUGCUCAACACGCUGUUGAUCAAGGUACGGAAGGCCGACUCUCCCAGGUCGGAUCGUCUGGAGUCGUUCAUUUACUUCGGCGUCGUGGUCCAGCAGCUCGUAGACCACCUCGAGGCCACCCACAUGAACGAUCACCUGGUCAACCCACUGUUGAUCCGAGAGCUAGUGGAGAAACUACCCGCCGGGUCGAAACUCGAAUGGAUUCGGUUUAAGAAGCAGAAGAAGCACGUCACGCUCCGAACUUUCGCUGACUUCCUGUCGGACAUCGUGACCGAUGCAAGCGAGGCCACACUGUUCACUGAACCGCAGCUGCAACAUCAGCCGCAGGCUCGCAGAGACGCCAAACCAAAAACUGGGUCCAGAACGCACGAAAGCUACCUUCACACUCACGCUGCUGCGGAGAAUAGCGGAGACACAAACCACGCGGGUGUAAACAACAACAAAAGACCAUGCAGGAUUUGUGAUCGCACCGACCAUCGAGUCCGCAACUGUGAGAAGUUCAAACAGCUGAAAUUGGAGGAUCGUUUGGAUGCUGUCAAGAAGUGGCAACUCUGCAAGCUGUGCCUGAACGAGCACGGGUCUGCCCGCUGCCGGAUGAACUUCAGGUGCAAUGUGGGAAACUGCAAGGAGCGGCACAACGCACUUCUGCACAGCGACGUCCCCGCAACGGUCGCCAACUGCAACGCUCACGAUGUGCGGGCCAGACAGCCGGUGAUCUUCAGGAUGAUUCCGGUCACGCUGUACAACGGCGGCAGAUCGGUCAACAUUAUCGCGUUUCUGGACGAGGGAGCUUCGUACACGUUGGUGGACGAGUCCAUCACGAAGUUGCUGAACGUUCGCGGCUCAGUUCAACCGCUGCGCAUUAUGUGGACCGCUGGAGUUUCAAGGCUGGAGAAACAAUCGGAGAACGUCUGCCUGUCGAUCUCUGCCAGAGGGGUGUCGACUCAGUUCCAGAUCAAGAACGCCCACACCGUGAACGAGCUGAAGCUUCCGGAACAAACCGUGUGCUUCGCCGACGUCGUCAAGGAGUACAAGCAUCUGCACGAUCUCCCGGUGGCAGAUUACCGCGGCGCGCCGAAGAUCUUGAUUGGCUUGAAGGAUCUGCACCUGUACGCGCCUCUCGAGUCUCGCAUCGGUGGCACUGGAGAACCAAUCGCUGUAAAGUCGAAACUUGGAUGGACGAUCUACGGCCCCCACGAGAACAACGCGCCAGCAGCUGAAUUCGUAGGUCAUCAUGCUUGUCACCAAGUCUCUAACCAAGACCUGCAUGAUCUCCUUAAGAACCAGUACUUCCUCGAAGAAACUGGCAUCUCCAUGGCGCUGCUGCCGGAGUCGGACGAGGACAAGCGAGCCAGGUCGAUUCUGGAGUCAACGACGGUGCGGAUUGGAGAUCGAUACGAAACCGGCCUGUUAUGGAAAGCGGACGACACAAGUUUCCCCGACAGCUACGUGAUGGCGCUGAAAAGGUUGAAAUCCCUGGAAAGAAAGCUGCUGAAGAACGACUCGCUGUACGACAACGUGCGGCGCCAAAUCGUCGAGUAUCAACAGAAGGGCUACGCGCACAAGGCCACCCAGCAAGAACUGGCUGCGUGCGAUCCGCGAAAGGUGUGGUACUUGCCGCUGAACGUGGUGACGCACCCCAAGAAGCCGGAGAAAGUACGCCUCGUGUGGGACGCGGCCGCUACUGUGGCGGGAGUCUCGCUCAACAGCCAGCUGCUCAAGGGGCCGGACAUGCUGACGUCGCUUCCUUCCGUGAUCUUCCGAUUCCGUGAACGUCCUGUCGGAUUCGGAGGUGAUAUCAGGGAAAUGUAUCACCAGCUACGCAUACGGAAGGAAGAUACGAACGCCCAGAGGUUCCUGUUCCGGAACGACCCAACGGCCGAGCCUGAGGUGUACAUCAUGGACGUCGCCACCUUCGGAGCAACUUGCUCGCCGUGUGCCGCGCAGUUUGUGAAAAACAAGAACGCGGAAGAGUUCUCGAAGCAGUUUCCCGCGGCGGCAAAGGCAAUCGUGGAGAACCAUUAUGUUGACGAUUACUACGACAGCGCAUCGACGGUAGACGAAGCGAUUCAGCGGGCGAAGGAGGUCAGACUCAUCCACUCGAAGGCGGGUUUCGAGAUCCGCAAUUGGGUGGCCAGUUCAAGCGAGGUUGUCCGCGCGCUGGGUGAGAAGAAAGCCGAUCAGAAAGUUCACCUCAGCCAAAACAAGGCGACCGGCUACGAACGAGUGCUGGGCAUUGUGUGGAACACGAGCACCGACGAGUUCUUGUUCUCGGCCGAGAUGAGAGAGGAUUUGGAGCGGUACUUGAAAGGAGAGCUGCGGCCCACGAAACGGGUGGUGUCGAGCUGCGUAAUGAGCCUGUUCGACCCUCAAGGUUUUCUGAUCUCGUUCACGAUCUUCGGGCGAAUUUUGAUCCAGGACUUGUGGCGGGCUGGCUGUGAUUGGGACAAGGCGGUCGACGACGAAGCGGCGCGCACGAUCUGA